Messenger RNA from Colletotrichum truncatum, 1290 nucleotides. RefSeq names its product ACC synthase. Gene Ontology annotation, biological process: amino acid metabolic process; biosynthetic process. NCBI's taxonomy places the organism in Eukaryota, Fungi, Ascomycota, Sordariomycetes, Glomerellales, Glomerellaceae. Gene Ontology annotation, molecular function: pyridoxal phosphate binding; transaminase activity. The record is from RefSeq and is a predicted model, not a curated record.
AUGGAAUACGGUCUUUCGGUUCGUGGCCGAGAGGCGGCCCAGCCGGACCCCGGUAUGCUUCUCUGGGCCAUCGUCCGCGAUCUCUGGGACCCCAAGACGAACCCGACGGGCUAUGUUAGCCUCGGUAUAGCGGAGAACUCGCUCAUGCACGAGAGGCUGUCGGAGCACAUCCACAAUAAUCUCGCCGUACCAACGCACUCGUUCACGUAUGGAGAUGGCAUGACGGGAUCUAAGCGACUAAAGGGCUCUAUCUCGCGGUUCUUGACUGAUCGCUUCAAGCCUCUCACUGCCAUCCAGCCGGAACACAUCGCGGUUACCAACGGCUGCAGUUCGGCGAUAGAGCAUCUCGUCUGGGCUCUGGGAAACCCCGGAGAAGGGUUCCUUCUGGGCCAGCCUCACUACGGUGCUUUUAUUCCGGACGUGGAGUACCGAACAGGCUGCAAACUCGUGCGGGUGCCGUUCCACGGUCUCGACCCGCUCGGAGUUGAUGCCGUGCAGAAAUACGAAGAUGCAUUGCUGGCCUCCCAGGCCAAGGGGGUUAAGAUCGCUGGUCUCAUCCUGUGCCAUCCUCACAACCCUCUGGGGCGAUGUUAUCCGCGAGAGGUGAUUGUUGAUUUGAUGCGGCUGUGCCAGAAGUACGACGUCCAUCUCAUUAGCGAUGAGAUCUACGGCCUGUCCGUCUGGAGCAACACAAUCGACACUCAACCCGGGCCUGUCCCUUUCGAGUCCUGUCUAUCCAUUGAUACGACGGGCAUCAUGGACGCCCACCGCCUCCAUGUCCUCUGGGGUAUGUCCAAGGACUUUGGAGCAAAUGGAAUCAGAAUUGGGGCCAUCAUCUCUCAACACAACCCUUCCUUCCAUGAUUCUUUGAUACCCGUUGGUAUCUACAGUUCUCCGUCCUCGAUAUCAGACCACAUUACUGCAAAUAUACUCGACGACACCGACUGGGUGAACGGCUACAUUGCUGAGAAUCAACAGAAACUUCAAGAGCAUUUCGAGCUGGUGGUGCAGUGGGCCAAUACGAAUGACAUCGUUUAUGCACCUGGCGCGAAUGCUGCGUUCUUCUUGUGGGUCGACCUGGGCAAGGCAUAUCGUGAGCGGCAUCCGGACAGAGAGAGCGAAGACAUUAGCAAAGAAGUCAUGGAUGUGUUGCUUCAGAACAAGGUAUUCAUUGCAUCUGGCCUGCAAUUUGGCUCCGAGCAGCCGGGUUGGUUCAGGAUUGUGUUCUCGAAUAAGAAGGAGCUGCUGCUUGAGGGAUUAGACCGCAUUGCAAAGGCGAUAAACAACUAG